AUUUACAUUACCGGUAUCAUCUGAGCCCUGGACUCGUAAACAACCUAGUAGGUAGUCUUCGAGACACUGCUGGAGAGUUCUAUCGUCAACAUGUCUCAAGUUAAGUACCUAAGUGGUUUCGGUUCGGAAUUUGCGUCCGAAGAUCUUCGCCGCCCAGGUGCACUUCCCCAGGGCCAGAACAGUCCACAGCGAUGUCCUUACGGUCUUUACGCGGAGCAGCUUUCUGGCAGCGCAUUCACUGCACCCAGACAUGAAAACAAGCGUUCAUGGCUAUACAGAAUUCGACCUUCAGUGAUCCACAAACCAUUCAAACGAUAUGGAGGUGCUAAAUAUCUUACUCACAAUUGGGAUGAGCUGGAAUCCAAUCCUAACCAGUCCCGCUGGCUUCCCUUCGAUAUCCCACCAUCAUCCGAGCGCGUGGACUUCGUAGCAGGUCUACACACGGUGUGUGGGGCAGGCAACCCUCGCACCCGCAAUGGCCUCGCCAUCCACGUUUAUCUCUGCAACACUUCCAUGGAUAACAGUGCCUUCUACAGCAGCGAUGGAGACCUUCUGAUUGUUCCUCAGCAGGGCAUGUUGAAGAUCACUACGGAGUUCGGCGUCAUGGAGGUAGCUCCCAAUGAGAUAGCCGUCAUCCAGCUUGGCAUGAGGUUCGCUGUUGCUGUCGAUGGACCUACCAGGGGAUAUAUUUUGGAAGUAUUCGAUGGCCACUUCAAGCUGCCCGAUUUGGGACCUGUCGGUGCCAAUGGGCUGGCCAACCCUCGCGAUUUCCUUACCCCUGUGGCAUAUUACAAUGACCAAGAAAUACCUGGUUUCAAAAUAAUAAAUAAAUACCAAGGAAUUCUGUUUGCGGCAGAACAAAACCACUCCCCAUUCGACGUGGUGGCUUGGCACGGCAACUAUGUGCCCUAUAAAUACGAUCUGAGCAAGUUUAUGGUCAUCAACUCUGUGUCCUUUGAUCAUUGCGAUCCUUCCAUUUUCACUGUGCUGACCUGCCAAUCUACGAAGCCGGGAGUGGCCAUUGCUGACUUUGUCAUCUUCCCACCUAGAUGGUCUGUUCAGGAGAACACGUUUAGACCACCUUAUUACCAUAGGAACUGCAUGAGCGAGUUUAUGGGCCUUAUCCUUGGUUCAUACGAAGCUAAAGAAGGCGGUUUCCUGCCCGGAGGAGCGUCUCUUCACUCCAUGAUGACCCCACAUGGCCCUGACGCACAGUGCUUCAAGGGAAAUUCUUAUGCGGAACUCAAGCCACAGAAAAUUGCUGUCGGCACUCAGGCAUUCAUGUUCGAGUCAUCUCUCAGUCUUGUCAUAACCAAGUGGGGGGCAGAGACUUGUCAGAAGUUGGAUGCAAAAUACUAUGAAUGCUGGCAGAAUCUACCGAAACUGUUUUCCAAUCAGAUGAAUGUUUAAAAAACAUUCGGAAUAUUCAACACGAUGUUUUAUCGCAAGCUAUGUGUUAGACGUAUGUACAUACAGUAGUUACGUAUCAGCAUAAUAUACACGUAGGAACAAGUGGGCAACUAUUCCCGUCAAUAAAUGCGCAGCACUAUAAAUUUGCGACAAGGCACACACUAAUGAAAACUGCUAAGCAGGUAAUACGAGAUUCAACGGCCAUUGUACAAGUAAGCACCUAUUGUAUGCUGUAUUAUUAUGAGUAAGCAUAAGUAGAUGCUUGGACACGUCCCACAUGGAUUAAAUACUUCUUGCACUGGUGCUUGCUAUCGAAAUGUUGUGUUGAGUUUAAUUCCGUGAAUCAAAGUACAGUAGUUAUGGAGAAAGUUA
Molecule: messenger RNA, 1782 nt
Organism: Hyposmocoma kahamanoa
Lineage: Eukaryota; Metazoa; Arthropoda; Insecta; Lepidoptera; Cosmopterigidae
Gene: hgo
Product: homogentisate 1,2-dioxygenase
Exons: 10
Coding region: 91-1410 (439 amino acids)
Biological process (GO): L-phenylalanine catabolic process
Cellular component (GO): cytoplasm
Molecular function (GO): homogentisate 1,2-dioxygenase activity
Source: RefSeq, a predicted model, not a curated record